This is a messenger RNA of Diachasmimorpha longicaudata, 12162 nucleotides long. RefSeq lists its product as uncharacterized. The coding region runs from base 665 to 8344 and encodes 2559 amino acids. NCBI's taxonomy places the organism in Eukaryota, Metazoa, Arthropoda, Insecta, Hymenoptera, Braconidae. The record is from RefSeq and is a predicted model, not a curated record. The transcript is spliced from 5 exons. Gene Ontology annotation, biological process: regulation of DNA-templated transcription. Gene Ontology annotation, cellular component: Rpd3L-Expanded complex; Set3 complex.
UUGUUUUGUACCUACCAAAAGAAUGGCUGCCAUCUUUAGUUUUGGACGGAUGUUUUACCGAGUCUUCGGUGAAUUAUUAUAUUUAACGCGUUGUACAACACCGUAAUUAUUCGUGAUAAAAGGCUUAUAAAUAUUGUAAGCGAUGUAACGAUAAAUAAAAUGUUCAACGUUAUCAAUGCCCCUGGUGAUUAUUGACAAGAAAAAUGAUUGUGUUUACAUCCAAGUUUGAAGUGAGCUUUUCUGUAUUCCUGUCACAGCGAGCCUCUGAUCUGUAAGGCAACCGAUGAAAUUGAUACCAGUGAAUGCAGGGACUAUUGCACCGACAUCGUGCCCCCUCCAUUGCCAUCAGUUGACAUAAGUAAAUCGUAGAAAAAACAAUAUUUCAAGAGUAGCCAGGAAAGCCUUCAAAACGUCGACCCAGUCAGGGAGUAAAUUAACAAGUGGGGUGGCUGGAAGCUGCGGUACCGAGGCGAACGACACCCCGGGGCCGUUGCCACCGCCACCGCCAUCCACUUUACCAUCACAAUUUCCUCAAUCAGCCCUAAAUGCUGAAGUUGCUGUAUCCGAGGUAGGUAAUAUUACUGAUCAUCACUGUUUGGACACCACCGUGGAGGAGACACUCAGUGGACAUGGCGGUGAUGAAGCUAUUAAAACUGAGACCACCAUGAAUGUACAAUCAACCAUUGGCAGCAGUGAACAAACACUGAGGCCAACAACACCACAACCAUCAACAGCAAUAAUGUCAGGGAGUGUGGUGGUGACAAACAAGACAACUGUUGUUUAUCCGAUAAAUCAGGUUAAAGUUCAGACACAGUUGAGCAACAAGGCACGUCCUGGAAGUCCUGGAGUCAUUACAAGUGCUGGAAAAUUGACGAUGAUACCUGGAAACAACAAGAUUACGAUGGAGGGACAGAAAGCCUGCCCACCAGGAACUGUGACUCCGAUAAUAGCUACACGAAUUAUUCCCCAGAGAGUACCGGGGGUUCAACAGCACACGGUUACGACUUCUCCGUCGAUAACUCCACAGUCGAAAAUUGUUAUCAACAAUGCAGUGACACCGGGCCAGAUACCGAUAACUUACGAAGCUGUUCAAGUCGCCAAUCAUCAGCAGGCGGCCAUAAUUCAGGGUAUCCAGCAGAUUCAGACAGUUCCCACAGGGACUGUGAAGACAGUGUCAUCGAACAUCACGGGAGUAUCGAAUCUCCAUAGAAUUCAGAACGCCAAAGCUCCGCCAGUGAAUUUUCAGAAAGUCAAGACGAUUACGAGUGUCAGUAACCAGACAGCAGUUGUCUCCAAGAAUUUGGUAUCACGAAUUCAGGUACCUAAAUCACAAGUUGCAAAUGCUGUCCACCAAAUGACACCGAUGACUGUUAAUCAAGUGAUAACGAAUGUCAAUAAUGCACCGAGAUAUCAGCCAAAUGCUAUGAUAACAGUGCAAAAAUCACAGGCUAAUCAGCGAUUGAAUCCUGGUAACAGUGAGAAUCAUCAGAAUAACAAGGCACAGGGGGUUCAGCAACAGGGCCAGAAGGUGGUUGGACCCCCCCAGAAAGCACAAGCUAUUUCAAGACAGUCUCAAUCGCAAAAGCAGAUGAAUAGUUUGAAGAAGGGAGCUGUAACUGGCCUACAAAAAUCACAAAUUCAGAACCAUCAGGGAUUGACCAAUCCCCAAGCAUCUGGGUCAGUCCCUGGGGGUCAGAAUCGAGGCCUGAGUGGACCGGGAAAUAUUUUGAAAAGUGAUAAUAGCAAUAGUAAUACACAACUCAAUGUGACAAAAGCAUCACACACAGCUGUCACUGUUGUCAAUAAAAAUCAGACUGUUGUUCAGCAAAUUGUUCCCCAGGGCCAGCAACAGCAGCAGAUUAUUCAGAAACAGGUGGGUGCAGGUCAGAGGAUUCAGGGAAAUGUGAGCAUACAACCGAAAGUCAAUGUUUUGACGCAGGGACUGACGAGUUUGCCGAUGAAUGCGAAAAAUCCGACGAUAAUAAAUGCCAAGAUUCAGCAGUCCCCGCAGCAGAUGCUGCUGAGGCUCGAGCCUGGAAAGAGUUCUGUUGGGAAUAUUCAGGGGGGUGUGAAGGCAAUUGCACAGAAGCCAGGGAAUAUCAUGAAGAAUUCACCGAUCGUCGGACAACAGUCAAUUCAGAGAAAUACGACUGUUCAGCCAGUGAAAAUAAUUCAACAGACGGGACAGGUGUAUUCAGCCAGUGGUUUUCCAGCUCAGGGAAUCAGUCAGAAGCAACCUGGAUGCAUCAAGACUAUUCCAGCACAGAAACCACAGCAGAGGGGUCAGGUGCAGGGAAAAACAGGAAUAAAGACGUCUCUCAACACCAAUAUGAAUACAUUGAAGACCAUUGGCAACGCCAAUACGACAGUGAUAACUCAGAAAUCGAGUAUUAAGACACUGCUUCCUCAUCAACAGAAUACUUCCAGUGUUGUCGUCCAGAAAAGCCAGCCCAUUAAGAUACAGUCAACCAAUGUCCAACAGAAACAGUUGUUCAUCGCCUCGCAAUUUGCUACACAGCAGCAUCAGCAGGGCCAGCAAUUACGGCAGGGACAAAUCAAGACUAUUUUACCGUUGACUUUGACGCCAGACUUGCGCAAGGAGAUGGAGUCCAAAGGUGAAACUGACAGCCCACUGGCUGUCAGGGAUGAGUAUGAGAAUGAUGAGGAAGAGGAGAUCAAAGCUGUGCAGCACUCGCCAGUACGCAGAAUGCCCCUUCCAUAUGAGUGCCUCCAGUUUGUCCUCCAGGAUCACAACUACGGCGCUCCACCCCCACGAACGCCGCCCCCACCGUCACCGCCCCUAAAACAACAGCCGAUAAACAACGGAACAGGUCCAUCUCUUCCUCACCAAUCAUUUAUUUACAAUCAGGGUGUUCCAAUAACCCCGAACACUGCUGACGAUGCAGCGAGUGCAAUCAGUAGUGACGCAGGCCGAGAAGUCGAGCCAGAGGGCGAAGAGACUGAGACAGCUCCGGAGGGUGAGGGUGACGAGGAGGACAGUAUAACCCGUUGUAUCUGUGAAUUUGAACACGACGACGGCUACAUGAUCUGUUGCGAUCGUUGUUUAGUGUGGCAGCACGUCGACUGCAUGGGAAUAGACAGAUCCAACAUCCCAGAUGAGUAUCUCUGCGAGAUCUGUCGACCCCGUCGAGUGGAUCGUCAACGCGCCCGCACCCUCCAGAUGAGAAAACGCGAGGAGCUCCUAAACUCUGAUACUUCAUCCGACACAUCCUCGACGUCGUCAGCCGACACGAAUGUCCCAGCGCCCCCCAAUCCCAAGAAAAGAAAUAUUCAGCAGGCGCGAAAGAAGACAGAGACACCAUCACAACCUCGAAGGCUGAACAACAACAACAACAAUAGCGAGAGCAACAGCAAUCACAAUUCCCUAUCGACACCAGUCAACACGUUACCACCGGCCCCCAGUGCAGCACCCGCACUCGAUAACGUGUCAUCUGCGACAGGAAAUACAACAGCCUCCACGAAUACCACCAGCAACAACACCACCACCAACAACAAUAACAACAACAACAAUGUGACAAAGAGGCCGGGAAGAAGAGAACAGAUGCCCAGACAAUCAGCCGUUCAAGCGAGGAAAAAAGAAGUGGUGAAACGCGGACCUGGCAAGAGAAAAGGAAAACGCAGACGAAGUACAAAUGACGAGGAGGAGAAUCAGGAGUCAUGGGGGGCAGCAGUUGUGCCCCUGAGGCAGUGGAUAGAGCGAUACGAGGAAGCAGUGACGAAUCACUACAGUCCAGAGUUAAGGGCGAGAAUAUCGAGUAUCAAAGUCAAUGGAACUCACAGCGAUCUCAAACAGAAUAACAACAAUAUGAGUGCUGUUGCAAGUGGCAAAUGUCGAGUCAAUGUUCACAGUAAUAAUGUCAAGUAUCUGAUGGCGACGAUGUAUCUACCCGCUAAUACUCCAGUGGUUGAGCUGAGGGGAAAGUAUAUGCUGAGUACACAACACAGGCCAGUACAUCAUGGCCAGGGAAGGCAGCAUGCUCAGCGUCCUGGGCCUUUUGUCUUCUUCUAUCGUCUGCCACGGGAAGGGACUGAGGUGUGCGUUGACACCAGAACCUAUGGGAAUGACGCGAGAUUUGUCCGACGAAGUUGUACACCCAAUGCAGAGGUUAAGCAUUGCAUUGAGAAGGGAACACUUCAUCUGUACAUUGUGACGACGUCGGCAAUCGAUAAAAAUGCAGAGAUAACGAUUCGUCAUGAACAGCACAAUCUCCUGAUGUCGCCGAAUAGUUCGAGUACGAAUUCUGUUGGUGGUUCUAUGUUGCCACUGGCCUGUGCAUGUGGUAAUCCUCGGACAUGUCAAAUUGCUUCGAUAGUGGUGGGGCAGGUAGGAGCAAUGAGGAGGAGCAGCGGUGGUGCUUCUGCGGAUAAUUCAGACGGUCGAGAGAGGAGACGAAGAGGAAGGAAGAAUACAGCCCCUGAGGAUGAUGCUGGAGUGUCUGGUGGGGGGGCUAGUGUUCCACAGGCACCACCAACAGCACCGAGUUCGUCGAGUGACACAAGUGCCACUGGUACCCUGGGUGCAACACCGAAGAGGGCGAUUGAAACCCGGGAGAAACCGAAGGAGGAAGUUCCCCAGGUGGCGCAACUACCGCCAACUCUAGCUGAUCCACCAGCGCAGAUUCCUACGCAAACGUCAACAGGGCCCAGUGAUACACCUCCACAGGAGACCAAGAAGGACAAGAAGAAGAUGACUCGUGAGGAGAGAAAGAUGGAGGCAAUAAUGAAGGCUUUUGAGAGGCUGGAGAAGGCGGAGCAGAGGAAGCAAGAGGUGCAAGCAAGAAAUGCCCAGAGGAAGGAGUCGGGUGGUGCGCAGAGUGAUAAUGAUGAGAGGGAUCAGACGAUUGUCAGCCAUCCUGGGAAGGGUCAGAAACACGUGGAGAGACCCAUUCGCCGCAAGAGGAGAAAGGGAAGAGCCAGAACAACGAGCACAUCUCAAUCCUCCACCAGAAGAACGAGACUGAAUUCAGCUGAUUCAGAUUUAUCAUCAGCUGAUGACGAUAAUCUGCCUGCUCUUCAAUCACCACCCUUGAGACGGCCUCCCUGUUCCUCACUCUCAUCAACCGGUCAGAUAUACUCCCCGACGAAGAGUGAAACACUCCGGGAUCCUGGAAAUCCAAAUCCAGUGAUUCCAACAGCAGCUGAUCUUCUUCUGGCACUUGCAAACUCAAAUGUCCCCGAGUCUGGCCGAUCGUUAUCACCUGAUCGAACCCUUCAACAGCCAGCGUUGAGUAAAAGCCCGACGUGUGACAGUGGUGCAAGCAGCAGCUCCCAGAGUUCAACACCAUCAACACCACUGUCAUCAGCUUGUCUACUGGUGGCAGCUGCUGUUGGCCCACUGGCACCUGGAUUUAAAUUCCCAAAAACUAAGAAAGCGAUGAUGAAUGAAUGGCUGAGGGAAUCACCGGAUCUCUCUCAGUUGCCACCCAGGACUCUACCCCUUGUCUCGACAAUUCCAGUCUCCAAGGAAUCUCCCAAGGGAAGUGAUCAGUUGUCCUCUGAUUAUCUGAAUCAAUCUAUGAAUUAUGGGACCAAGAGUCUGGCAACUCUCGUUCAAGCCGCCAAUUCGGUGUCCGGAAUUUGUGAUUCACCACCUCAAAGGAAGAGCGUAGUUUGUGGAAAUAAUUCACUGAAUUCCCAGUGUCUUGUGUCCUCAGGAUCUGCCAAGAAACGAUGGCUGAGACAGGCCAUCUCCGAGGAGUGUGAUUCACCGAAUAGCCGACGUGACAGUCCGCCAAGUGAAAUUGUUGCUGCACCACCGAAGAAGAGGAGAAUAGCCAGAGAGAGUCUCUCCUCUGAUAAUUACACACCUCCAACAACUCCAACACCCUCAACUGGUGAUUGUGCCCUGAUGGGAACGGGCAUUGGGGAUCACUCGGUGUCAAUGACUGUUGAGAAUGUUUCGGAGAAGCCCGCCUUCUUGUCAUCCUCGUCACGAUCGUUAUCACCAACGACCCUCGAGAGACAGAUCAAGAGUUAUCUAGACGCUGAGAUGAAGGAGGUGGAACCGGUGGACAUGAAGAAGAGUGAGUUCUACGAUAUUUGUAAGAUUGAUAAAACCGGUGAAGUUGUCGAGGAUGUACCUGUCAAAGCUGACAGCCCACAAGGGCUCGAUGAUAAAUUAUCUUUGAGUAAUAAAAUGGUUGAUAUUAAAGUAGAUGAUUUGAUAAAAAUUGAAUUAAAAAAUCAACUGUCUGAGGGAAUAAAGAACGAAACUAUGGGAAUGGACAGCAAUCAAGGUGAUAUUGAAUUUAAGUUGAACAUAAAGACUGAACUCCAGAGUAAAUUGGAGGUACCGAGUUUGGAUUUAAAUAUUAAAGUAGAAAAAACAGUAGAAAAUACAGUUUCCGGUUGCGAUAAAGUCGAUGAGAAAAAUAUUGACACUGGAAAUGCUCGGGUUGAGCCCAAUGACACUGAGACAAGGCUUGAAUUUGACAACAGCAGUACAUCGGAGACAGGAAUACCGAGCAUCAGUGUCAGCCCGAAGAAACACGAGUCCCUGGAGGAGAGAUCCAAUGAGACGAGCAAGGACGAACCAAUUUCCCUGGAUGAAUUCGAUGUCGAAGCCCAAAUGAAGAAAAUCACUGGAGACGAUGGGGAUGACUACAAAGAGAAGAUCGAGACGUCUUCGGAGAGGGACAAGAGCUUUGAUGGAAUUGAGGGACUCAUGGAGAGCUCCAAGGAGGAUUCAGGCUCUUCCGACAGAGACGACGAUGUUGAGAUCAAUUUCAAUAGUGCUCAGGUCUCGGGCGAACAGGGGAGAGAUGUCAAGGAGUCAGAGAACGUUGAGGAGAGGGCUUUCAAGGAAUUCGAAACACUGGCUAGUCUGGAGGUGCUCAGCGGUACCAAGGACAUUCAGGAAACGAGUAAAAUUGAAUCCACUUCAGCUGUGGGUACUUGUUCCUCGGAAGAGUCUAUGUUCGAUUCGAUAUCCAAUCUCGAUUGCGAGUCUGUCAACGAAUCACCGAAGAUAUUUCAAUCGAUUCCACCGUUGAGUGAACGAAUCCGUAAAAAAACCGAGAACUCUACUGCACCCAAGAAACAAUUGGACUUUGAGGCUGCGAUUAUCGAGUCCACUAUCGAUAUGGAAUCAGUGGAAAUGUCCAACGGUGAACAUAAGACUGAACUGUCAACUGCAUUACGUCAACUGCUAGAGGGAAAAAUGGAUCAGGAGCCAAUGGCUGUGAACAGUGCAAGCCCGGUGGAGAAAGAACCUGGAAGUCCACCACUUCAGCACAUCAACGAAUCACCGGAAUCCACUAGUUCACCAGAAAUUCCGAAUCUCGUGACGAUGGAUGUACCAUCCCAGUGUGUGGAUCCAGUAUUGAUUGUAGCCGCUGCAAUCACUAAUGUUCCACCACCACCGCCACCUCCGCUGUCUCCUCAAAGUGCACCAUCGGUACAGCCAGAGGUGAAGAGGCUGAAGGAUCCCAGGACAGCUCCGCACGAGAGGCCACCGCCUGACGCACCUCCACCAAUUAAACGGAAAUUAUCGAUCUCGGAAUACAGGAAGCGAAAACAGCAGUCCACGGGGCACCCAACGGAGCCUGAACCCUCCAGUGAUGCCACCUCGGAGAAGAGUCCUGGGCGGGGAAGGUCGGACAGCGCCAGCAGUGGUACGUCAUCACUCAGUUCUGAUGAUGACAGUGCCAAGAUCACUGGUGAAACAGCUGCCGCGCUGACUAAUUUAUCACUGUUGACCACUCCUGACAGCGAGGAACGGAAAGGCGGUGAGGAAGGAACAAUCGGCUGGUCAGCCGCGCCAACUCUCGUCGAAAGGCAGAGGGAGAACCUUACUGAAAGACUGAAACGUGAAUUCGGAUUGUUUCUAAGCGACGAUGAGGAAGAACGAGCUCGGAAACAAGGUCUAACAGCCGAGGCCAUCCUGAAGGCUCGUAAGCUGUCCUCCCCACCACAAAUGUCGCUAUCAGGUGCACCAAUGACGUACAAUCCAGCGAUGGCACCUCAGCUGCCACCUCAACCGUAUAUACCACCCCCAGGCUCAGCGCCAAUUCACUACACACCGUUGCCGGGUAAGGCUACGUCCAGCCAACAGUACCAAAAUUUUACCACCCCCAAUCCGCCCCCCACAGCCUCACCAAGUGGUGCUACAAAUGCCGCCAAACAAUCCCCUCAGUUUCUCAUACCACAGGCCCCCCCAGGCUCAAACCCCUAUCCCCCGCAAUUUUCCCCCACGGCAAGUGCUGCCGUCACAACUCCCCUCUUCACUCCCACCACCUCACCACCCUCUACACUUCCUCCCUCUACCCCAACCACUCCCCAAAAAGUCUAUUUCAGUAAUUCCCACCCCCCAGCGAGAUCGUAGAAAAUCUAUUGAUUUUCAACGUUUAUACUCCACUCAGAAUGUGUCAUUUGGGCUCUCAGUUAAUAUUAAGGGCCGAGGGGGGAUACAAUGGGCACAAUGGGAUCAUUUUUUUUCAUUGAAUGAAUCUUAUCGAUUGGGAACUCGAUUCAUUAGUAAAGGGCACAAUAUUCACGACGUUGACUUCACCUGAAAGAAACCCCUGUGUCCGUACUAAUGAAAAAACUCUUUUUUUCUGCUGCAGAAUUGGUUUUAUCUUUGAAACUGCUUUAUCGGUACAGUCUAGCGAGUCAGUAAAGCACUAUUACAGAUGGAAAAUAAUAAUUUGUCAGAGAAAACACUGGUUGAUAACUUCAUACAGACCCAGAGCUUCCUUAUCCCUUUAAAUACAUGUUUCUAUUUUGUAAAUUAAUUCUCGAGUUAAAAAUAACAAAAAAAAAUUAUCUAAAGUGCCCAUUCUGCCCACCAAUCCCCCACCAUGCAUUUUACAUUGCAUAUUAUUUAUGUUGGCUGAAUCAAGCUGCUAUAGAUUUUAAAUUGUCAACAUCGUUGUCUAUUUUUUUUUUUUUGGUAAUAUGAGAAUCGCAACUAUUAUAUUUCGUACAAAAAAACGCCACGAUAUUUGAUAAGCCUAUGAAAAACAUUGCGACGUUAUCGGAUCACUAAUUCUCGUAUAGUGUUUUAUGUUUAUAUAGUUUUUAAUAAUUAUUCAAAAGUGAACGGAAUUUAGCAUCUAGACGGACUAUUGAAAGCGGAUGCUUUUAUUAUUUUCUUUGAGUUUGAAAAAAGUCGAUACGGUGUGUAAAGCACCCUCAAAGUAUGUAAAUAUAAAUUGCAUAUAUAUAAAUAUGAAUAUAUAUACAUACGGAUAACCAAGCGUAAGAGUUAUUGCUAUAUUUAAUGUUCAUUACUGUAGAAUUCACGUAUAAUGUAGAAUAGCCAGGAAUACCAGUUCUAAUAAAUGAUAAUAGAGUGUGAGCUGUAAAAAUUAGAAUUUUUUUCUGCUAUCAUACGUGACAUAUUUGGCUCAACAAUUUCUCCCAUGUUUUUAUUCCAUAAUAAUGAGGAAGAAACAUCACAAUGAAUUGUGUGCAAAUACACCCACCUCUCCUUUGCUCCCUAUUUUUGUGACAAAAAAAUUUCUCUAUAUUUUAUAUUUACUUGUAAAUUCUCGAUAUGAUUAGUUAAUAAAUGGUACAUGUUGAAUAUAAAAUAAUUGGGCUGUUGCAUGAUUUUUUUAAUUGAAAAAAAAUGAUGAAACACCAAAAUUUGACGAAAAAUAUUGGAUACGUAUUUUUUUAUUAAACAAAAAGAUGAAAAAUCGAUAAUUCCUAACCAAUUGACGUGACGUAGUGAGUCAGAUGCCCUCAAUCAUCUAUAACUCGCUCAUAUAAAAACGUAUUUAAUAUUUUUAUUCAACUCUCAUAUCCACUGGUUAAAAAAUCUCAUGCAAAAUCCCAACUGAAAUUAAAAAGUGAAUCUUUGAUAACUAAACAUAGUUAUUCUUGCCUACAGUAGUUGAACCUCUGAAUAAUUGAACAAAGUGAUCUGCGAUUAACAUAACGAUCAAACUAUUGGUGCGAGAUGGUUAAAUAAUGUACAAAUUAUCGUCGAGAACGUUGACAUCACUUUGAUGAUUUAGGGUAACGAAUCCACGACAAAAAAAAAACAGAAUGAAAAUUGGUAGGUAAUUUAAAUUGACGUUAAUAUUUAGUGAUAUCCGGAUUUUUGCGGUGUGACAGGAAAAUAACAAUUUACUGUGAUGUAAAUUUCUGUCUCAAGUUUAACCACGACCAUCCGAAUGUUCGCAGAUAAGUAGACGUAGGGAAAGUGCGGUCUUAUCAAUAAUGUUUGCCACAGUGUGGCUAUUUACCCAGUGUACAAUGAUCAUAAGCAUAUGCAAUUGGAUCAGUGUAAAUGUGUAAAUAUAGAGUUGUACGGGGAUGUCCGUCGAUUAUUAAGGCAGUAAAAUGUAGAAAUUCUCUCUAAAUUUAAUAUAAUUAAAGACACCAGUAAAUCUGAUUUGUAAGAAUUGACAGAAGUAGUAAAAAUUUCACAAUCAAAAUAAACUUCUCGGCGACUGGAGAGUGAUACGGAAAUACUGAGAGUUAGUUCACUAUUUCAAGCGUUGCAUGAUCUUUUUAUCGAUAAAAUCAAUAAUAUAAAACAAAUGUAAUGAAAAAUAGUGGAUAGGAGAGAGUGGGGCACAAUGGAACGUCUCUUUUUAUGUUGAAGCUCUGCUUUUCAAUUUUAGAAUAAAAAAGACGUUCCAUGGCCGAGUCUUAAAAACAUACGACUCCAAUAUUUUUCAUUAGAUUUAUCCAUCGAGCACAAAAAAAAUCUCAUGCAACAGCCCUAAAUAUUGAUUACUGGAUGAACAACGACGAAAAUUUGGAGAGCUCGUCUUGACUAUGAAAACAAACAAUGUACAAAAUUCAUAAAUUAAUUACUAACGAUAGAGUAUAAUUUGAUAGAUCCGAUAAAUAACUACGGAACGCUGAUUGUAACUAUGGCAACGAAACCUGUUCUCAUUGCGCAGGCACAGUGUAAAUAAAAAUUAACGACGAGAAGGGGAUUACCUUCACAGUAGCGUAAUAGCAAGAACAGAAUGCAUAAUUUCAAUGGCUUAACAAUUUUUCAAUAAACCAUAUGACACAUAGAGUGCAUAAAGGCCCAUGGUGCAAUGUCUCAAAAGCUCCGAUACGCUGUAGAAAAUUUUUUUUUUCAAAGCCCAGACAUGACAAAUCCAUUGGAAUCAAUAACAAUUAUAAUAGAUGUAACUGGGUGAUAAGCUAUUUUAUGUCUCAACAUGAAUAUCAAUGAAAUCAGUUUCUAAGUGAAAUAAAUAUCGGCCAUAAAUCGUUCAAACUCUCACUCAGUAAAACAAUUCCGUGCAAUUAUUUCAUUGACUAGUGGAAAAUGGCAGAAUGCCUUCUCAAAUAUUAUUUUUCUUACGUCUGCUAACUAAAAAAAAAUAUUUUUUUAUCGUUACUCUGUUUUUUCAUGAAAAGUGACAACACAAUUAUGUAAAUACACGUUUUCACUUUUUUUUUUGAAUUUAGAUCGUAAUUAAAAGUACUAAAGCCAAGUAUCAGUAUUGCAUGUUAUGUUGAUACUUCAGAGAAAGUAUUAUUUAGGAAGAAAAAAAAAUAUGUUGCAUAAUGACGAGUCAUAAUGAACGAUAUCUCAUAUUUAUCUUUUUUAUUCCCUCGCUUGAAUUCCUACUGAGGUGAUCAGUUAUAUGGCUUAUACGCGAUUAUCUUGUCAUCCGGCCGUAGUAAUUAUCACAAUGACUCGAUUAAACAUUCAGUAAACUGAGUGGUAAGCAAAAAUAAUACUAAUAAUAGUUCACUGGUGAUUAACAAUUCUUGAUGUUGUAAAUAGACGAAAAUAAUCGUAACAAUAUCGUAAGUCUUAUCAACGUGAGACAGAUCAAGGGAAAAAAAAAUAUACGAGUAGAGGAGAAGAGGAAGAAAAUGUAACUUUUUUCUUCGAUAUUUUCCACUUGUUACGAUUUAUUUUAAUAUAUAUGUGUAUGUAUAAUACGACGACUACGUGGAAAAAAAAUAUUAUAGCUAAACUUAUAUGAAACAACAGGUAAACUUACACAUGUGUUAUAUUGUAUGAUAACUUUGAUUCAUAAUUGAUACUAAUUGAAGUGAAUAUAUAAAUAUAAAACGAGUUCUUCGGUUAUAUUAUCGUCAACGCCGUAUUACAAUUAUUGUUCUAUGAUAUAAUGUGUAAAGAGCUCAUUAUUUAGGCAUAUAAUAUGUAUAUGAAAUUUAAUAAAUCGAAAUAAAUUUUAUGAAUUAAAAAUUAAA